AUGAGCUCGUACUUUGUAAACUCGUUCUCAGGGCGCUAUCCAAAUGGCUCCGACUAUCAGUUACUAAAUUAUGGGACUAACGGCGCUGUGAGCGGCUCCUUCAGAGACCCUGGCACCAUGCACUCCGGGUCUUUCGGCUACAACUACAAUGGCAUGGACCUAACCGUGAACCGUACCAACACCGGCAGCCACUUCGGUGCAGUGAGAGAGGAUGCCCGGGGGUUCGCGCCGGACUCCCGGUACAGACAGACACCCAACUGCUCGCUCUCAUCUCCAGACCCGGUGCAGCAGCAGCAGCAGCAGCAGCAACAGCAACAGCAGCAGCAGCAGUCUUCGUGCGUCUCAGGCAACCGGGAGCAGCUGGAACUAAAAAGCCCCUCUCCGCCGAUUGACCGGAGCACGACCUCCUCAAGCUCAGGCGGGAACACUCUCAACAAAAGCAACAACGCUCAUUUCACGGAGAUAGAGGACGCGGCCACCAUCGCCUCUGAGACCGAGGAGGGCGCACACAGCAGCGGGGGAUCCAACGCGGCACCUCGGGCUCAGCAGCAGCAGCAGCAGCAGCAGCAGCAGGAACCCAACGCCACCUCCUCUACUCCCACAUCAAAUGAUUGCCAAACGCCACAAAUAUUCCCCUGGAUGAGGAAACUGCACAUAAGCCAUGAUAUGACUGGACCUGACGGCAAAAGGGCCCGAACCGCGUACACCCGCUACCAGACGCUAGAGCUGGAGAAAGAGUUUCACUUCAAUAGGUACCUAACCAGACGGCGGAGGAUAGAGAUAGCCCACGCCCUGUGUCUCUCCGAAAGACAGAUCAAAAUCUGGUUUCAGAACCGCAGGAUGAAGUGGAAGAAGGACAAUAAACUGAAAAGCAUGAGUCUCGUGACGGGAGGGAGCGCCUUCCACAACUGA
Scomber scombrus (Atlantic mackerel) is the source of this 912-nucleotide messenger RNA. It is a transcript of the gene hoxb5b, whose product is annotated as homeobox B5b. Gene Ontology annotation, molecular function: RNA polymerase II cis-regulatory region sequence-specific DNA binding; DNA-binding transcription factor activity, RNA polymerase II-specific. Gene Ontology annotation, cellular component: nucleus. Lineage: Eukaryota; Metazoa; Chordata; Actinopteri; Scombriformes; Scombridae. The transcript is spliced from 2 exons. Gene Ontology annotation, biological process: regulation of transcription by RNA polymerase II; anterior/posterior pattern specification. Bases 1 to 912 code for a protein of 303 amino acids. The record is from RefSeq and is a predicted model, not a curated record.